UAGCAGCUGCUCGCUCCGCCCUGUGUCUGCCUCUCCCGGCUUUCGGCCGCAAUUCCUGCUGCGCCACAGCCAUGGCGGCGCUGACGGUGAAAGCCUACCUGCUGGGCAAGGAGGAGACGGCCCGCGAGAUCCGCCGCUUCUCCCUGCCGCCGCCCGCCCGCUACCGGGCCAUCUACGACCGUGUCGCCGAGCUCUUCCAGGGGCUGCUGCGGGCCGGGCCGCCGCCCGCCUUCCGCAUGCACUACAAGGAUGAGGACGGGGACCUGAUCGCUUUUUCCACCGACGAGGAGCUGGAGUUGGCGAUGCCGUAUGUGCAGGAUGGCGUAUUCCGUGUUUACAUCAAAGAGAAAAAGGAGUGCAAGCGGGAGCACCGCUCACAGUGCAGCCAGGAGCCUCCCCGCAACAUGGUGCACCCCAAUGUCAUCUGUGAUGGCUGUGAGGGACCCGUGGUGGGGACCAGGUUCAAGUGCAGUGUCUGUCCAGACUAUGACCUGUGUAGCACCUGUGAGGGGAAAGGAAUCCACAAGGAGCACAACAUGGUGAUGUUCCAAAGCCCACUGCUUAAUCCAUUUGAGUGGCUUCCCCGAGGACGCUGGCUCCGUAAAAUGCGCCAUGGUGUUCCACCCUUCCCGUGGAUGCACUGCUGGGGGUAUCCUGGGCCUGCAGCUCCCUGCCAGAACUCAGAGCAAGCUGAAGCCACUGCUGCAGCCCCCAGUGCACCUGCUGCAGAAGAAGCUUCUACUAACAGCCAGCCUCAGGACCCCAAUGUCACCUUCCUAAAGAAUGUUGGGGAGAGUGUUGCAGCUUUUCUGAGCCCCCUGGGUAUUGAAGUUGAUAUCGAUGUGGAACACAGAGGAGAGAGAAGCAAAGUGACUCCCACUUCUGCCAACCAAGAGAAUACCAAUGCUGAGGCAACCAACAGUACUCCAACCCAGAAUCUUCAGACCAAAGCAGACUGGAAUAAUACAGACUCUGCUACACAAGUAAACGUUGUUGCAGAACAGAUACAAGACAUGGUGAUAGAUCCUGUGCCCACACAAAUGGAAGAUGGAAGCUUCCACUCCCAGGAGCACAGUGAGUCCAGCAGUUCAUCGGGGGGUGAGGAGGACUGGACCCACUUAUCAUCCAAAGAAGUGGAUCCUUCCACAGGUGAACUGCAGUCUUUGCAAAUGCCAGACACAGAUGGUCCCAGCUCCCUGGAUGUGCCUCGGGAUCCUCCCCAGCCAGGACCUACAGGACUGCGAGAAGCUGCUCUCUACCCACACCUCCCCCCAGAAGCAGACCCUCGCCUCAUUGAGUCCCUGUCCCAGAUGCUCUCCAUGGGCUUCUCUGAUGAGGGUGGAUGGCUCACUCGGCUCCUGCAGACCAAGAACUGUGACAUUGGGGCAGCACUAGAUGCCAUCCAGUAUUCUAAGCAGCCACCUCACUUGUAGUAGUAACAAAAAGCAAUUUUCUAGCUGAAAGCAGAUAAUGCAGCACAAGCUACUGUGGUUAAUCUUUCUUCCUACUCUGGGUUUCUGUCUCAUGUUAUUCAGUGCUUGUAGAAUGGAAGGAAAAAUAAAUACUACUGCAUGUGA
Molecule: messenger RNA, 1577 nt
Organism: Corvus hawaiiensis (hawaiian crow)
Lineage: Eukaryota; Metazoa; Chordata; Aves; Passeriformes; Corvidae
Gene: SQSTM1
Product: sequestosome 1
Exons: 8
Coding region: 72-1433 (453 amino acids)
Biological process (GO): endosome organization; aggrephagy; mitophagy
Cellular component (GO): aggresome; amphisome
Molecular function (GO): zinc ion binding; protein kinase C binding; K63-linked polyubiquitin modification-dependent protein binding
Source: RefSeq, a predicted model, not a curated record